This is a messenger RNA of Fonsecaea pedrosoi CBS 271.37, 996 nucleotides long. RefSeq lists its product as uncharacterized. Gene Ontology annotation, molecular function: oxidoreductase activity. The transcript has 5 exons. Lineage: Eukaryota; Fungi; Ascomycota; Eurotiomycetes; Chaetothyriales; Herpotrichiellaceae. The record is from RefSeq and is a predicted model, not a curated record. The coding region runs from base 1 to 996 and encodes 331 amino acids.
AUGAGCUCAAGAAAACAGGAAUGGACACUCAAGCUGUCAACGGAUGACAUUGCGUCCAUUGAAGAUGCAUUGGCAGGCUUCAAAGAGCUCGAGAUUCCGUGGAGAGACCUGUCUCCGAAGUCGUUCGUUGUGUCAGAGGACCUGCGAAAGCGGCUCGAGAAUGCUGCCACUGAGAUACACGGCGCCCCAGGAUUUGUUCUGAUCCGUGGCCUUGAUCCUGCGCGAUAUUCCGUCGAGGACUGCAUCAUGAUCCAAGCUGGCCUCACAAGCUAUAUUGGUUCCACAAGAGGGUACAAUGGUCCGAGCGGAGCGGAUGUCCUGAGCGACGAUAUUGUUUCACCCACGUUCACCAACAAGGCUAUGACUAUGCAUACUGACUUGGGUGAUGUCGUGAGCCUUUUCACUGUGAAUCGAGGAUCUGAAGGCGGAUCAUUUCGCCUGGUUAGUUCAGCUACUGUGUACAACAAGCUGGCCGCGUCCAACCCAGGCGUGCUACGGACUCUCAGCGAGGAUUUUGUGUUUGACACGCUCCACCCGGAAGUUCCGAGCUACAAGAAGCCCCUGUUGCACUAUCACGAUGGCAAAAUCAUCCUCCAGAGCUUUCGGCGUCCCUUUACCGGCUUCGGAAACACCAAAAGGUCAACUGAGCUACCGCCCCUAUCUGAAAAACAGGUCUUCGCCCUCAACGAACUCUACUUCCAGGCAAUCGACCUGUCCAUGAAGAUUGAUUUCCAGAACGGAGACCUACUGCUUUUCCACAACAUGGCCCUGCUCCACUCACGAGACACUUACACACCGGAUGAGAGUAGCCCCCGACACUUGCUGAAGAUGUUUGUCCGCAGCGAGAGCUUGGGCUGGAAUAUUCCACCGGUCCUGGAAGAUCAGUGGGAAGAGCUCUAUGGCAGUCGGACAGUUCCUCGGCAGGAAGAUUUCCCCCCGGAGCCACCCAUUCAUGCGAAGCGAGUGCCUUAUAGUGGCUGGGCCCAAAAUGGAUGA